GAUAUUUUUGUCAAAGCACCAAAAAACCCCGCUCCAGCUAGGGUUUCUUUCAUAUUUAAACUUCUUUCUUCUUCUCCAUCCCUAUCUCACCGCAGUUUCCCGUAGCACCUCGUACCACCUGCCCCUCCACAUUAGAACAAAAGCGCACACACAAAUCUCAGAAAACAGAAAUGGAGAAUUCUGUGGAAGUUUCCGGUCAAGAGCCACUAGACAGAGUUCACAGUGAAGUAUUGCUUUUCAAUCGCUGGAGAUACGACGAAGUUCAGAUCAGUGACAUUUCUGUUGAGGAUUACAUCACUGCAACUGCUGCCAAGCAUCCGACCUUCAUGCCCCACACUGCUGGGAGGUACCAAGCCAAGCGGUUUAGGAAGGCCCAGUGCCCAAUUGUUGAGAGACUAACCAAUUCAUUGAUGAUGCAUGGGCGUAACAAUGGAAAGAAACUGAUGGCUGUCCGUAUUAUUAAGCAUGCAAUGGAAAUUAUCCACUUGCUAACAGACCAGAACCCAAUUCAAGUUAUUGUUGAUGCUGUGAUCAACAGUGGACCAAGAGAAGAUGCAACCAGAAUUGGUUCUGCUGGUGUUGUGAGACGUCAAGCUGUUGAUAUAUCACCUCUUCGCCGUGUCAAUCAAGCCGUAUAUCUUCUUACAACUGGUGCUAGGGAGAGUGCUUUCAGAAAUAUCAAAACCAUAGCUGAAUGCCUUGCUGAUGAACUCAUCAAUGCUGCUAAAGGGUCUUCUAACAGCUAUGCUAUCAAGAAAAAAGACGAGAUUGAGAGAGUGGCCAAGGCCAAUCGUUGAGAGAGGUUUAUUAGUGUUUCAAGGGUUAAUUUUAAAGACCUUAUUUCAAAACAAGUUUCUUCAGUAAAGCCAUGUAAUAUGAUGAUUGUUACUUUGUUUCCGUGUUGUUUAAACCAAACUUUGUUUGAGGAAUGGAUAUUUAGGCGAAUUGUUUUUGCUGUGACAUCAGUUUUUGGUUAACAUUUUGAGUUUAUUGUGCU
Olea europaea var. sylvestris is the source of this 997-nucleotide messenger RNA. RefSeq names its product 40S ribosomal protein S5-like. The record is from RefSeq and is a predicted model, not a curated record. Gene Ontology annotation, cellular component: cytosolic small ribosomal subunit; ribosome. NCBI's taxonomy places the organism in Eukaryota, Viridiplantae, Streptophyta, Magnoliopsida, Lamiales, Oleaceae. Gene Ontology annotation, molecular function: rRNA binding; structural constituent of ribosome; mRNA binding. Gene Ontology annotation, biological process: translation; ribosomal small subunit assembly. The coding region runs from base 171 to 797 and encodes 208 amino acids. The transcript has 4 exons.